This is a messenger RNA of Microdochium trichocladiopsis, 931 nucleotides long. RefSeq lists its product as uncharacterized. The record is from RefSeq and is a predicted model, not a curated record. Lineage: Eukaryota; Fungi; Ascomycota; Sordariomycetes; Xylariales; Microdochiaceae. The transcript has a single exon. Bases 260 to 802 code for a protein of 180 amino acids.
GCUAGCGGGAAUCCCACUGAAUGACGUGAGCAGAGGAACACUCGGGCGUCACGCAAUCCUUAUAGCCAGCCCUACUAUUCGCGUCCGCAGAGGAGGGGCCCCAGCCGUCAUGCUUGCCUGCGGGCGGGCAAAGUUACCAUAGCAGGUGGGGGAAGAACCCCAUCGAGGGCUCUCCCAGCGGCAAGGCGAGGUUUGAUGUUACAAGGACGUUGCUUGCAGAGUCGACGGAGCCCUGCUGGUGCGGUUGUGAAGCAAAGUGAUGCGCCGUGUGCGCCUGCACCAAUCAGCGGCCAGCAAAGACACGGCUAUUCGACCGCAGGCAAAUAGCGCCUUCUGGCCAAUCAGAUGCCAGCUGCUGGUCGGGUGCAUCACCGACUCGGACGUCCAAUCACGUGCUUGGGUCGACGGUGCACGGCCAUGGGCCCGUGACUUGCAACUUCAGGAACCGUCCCUCAGACAUGCCGCCCAUGAUCUCGAUGACACCACGCCUUGGCUGGGGGCCGGCUCCAUCCAGGCACACACGCUCUGCGCUGCUCGCUGUCUCAAGCCUCGACCGCCAUCGCUCUCCGCGUGUCAUGGCACGCGCAACCCACAAGUGCGGUCCAUGAUUGCAAAGCAGAGCCGCAAUCAGCCGUCCGUCCUGUGCCUGCGCCGCCGUCGCCAGCUGUCCCUGCUGCUGAAAUCUCGACAGAGCCCUGCCGUAUCGGCCCGUGGCCCUUUCAAGUCGAGAGCUGCUGCCCGACCCUGCCUCCCCCAUCGUCGCCGAGCCCCGCGCCCGCUUUUCGACCUCUGUGGUCUCUGAUUACGGGGUGCCUGCCUUUGCCGCUAGUCCGUCCAGCUGGCUUUGCCAACCGCGACAUUCCCUUUCUUCACCUCACCUUCCAUGGCUGCUGACGUCCGGCGGCAGCACUCUCAAGCACUAAGCCGUCUG